AUGAGAGGAGUGCUAUGCGUGGCUCUGAUAUAUUUCUUUAGUAUUGCCAGUGGUGAUCGUGCAGCUAAUGAUAAUAAGCGCAAAAGAGACAGUACUGUCGAUGAUUAUGACAAUGAAGAGGGGGAGAGAGAGGAUUAUAAGUAUGGUAGGAUUUUUAUUAAUAUACAAACUAAAGAACCAAUCAGUAUCCGUACUACCACCACAGAUACUGAUGAUGGAGAACAAUAUGAUGAUGAGUUCUAUAACCGUAUGGAUGAUUCUGAAGAGUAUUCGCGUGGAAACCCAAAAUCAAAAGCAAAAGGUCGUAAUAAACAGCAGAAUAGCUACAGUGAUGAAUUUCUUGAUGGGCAGAAAAAACGCAAGAAACAGCUAUCAAAAAAGAUGAUAAGGAAUGAACCGAGCAAUAGUAAGCAAGAAUAA
Molecule: messenger RNA, 420 nt
Organism: Ordospora pajunii
Lineage: Eukaryota; Fungi; Microsporidia; Ordosporidae
Exons: 1
Coding region: 1-420 (139 amino acids)
Source: RefSeq, a predicted model, not a curated record